Messenger RNA from Dendrobium catenatum, 1068 nucleotides. RefSeq names its product myb-related protein 308. The record is from RefSeq and is a predicted model, not a curated record. The coding region runs from base 29 to 862 and encodes 277 amino acids. The transcript is spliced from 4 exons. Lineage: Eukaryota; Viridiplantae; Streptophyta; Magnoliopsida; Asparagales; Orchidaceae.
AAGCUAGCUGUUCUUGUCCUGGAGAUCGAUGGGGCAUCACUGCUGCAGUAGGCAGAAGGUGAAGAGGGGACUCUGGUCUCCAGAGGAAGAUGAGAAGCUCGUCAGAUAUAUCAACACCCAUGGCCAUGGCUGCUGGAGCUCUGUCCCUAAACAAGCAGGGUUGCAGAGGUGUGGGAAGAGCUGCAGGCUAAGAUGGAUCAAUUAUCUAAGACCAGAUCUCAAGAGGGGAUCCUUCACAGAACAUGAGGAGAGAGUCAUCAUAGAUGUUCAUAGAAUCCUUGGAAACAGGUGGGCACAAAUAGCUAAGCAUUUACCAGGAAGAACUGAUAAUGAGGUGAAGAACUUUUGGAACUCAUGCAUCAAGAAGAAACUGAUUGCUCAGGGCUUGGAUCCAAAGACUCACAACCUAAUGCCUAAGACUUCUUCAAAUGCUCUUUCAUUGCAUGACUCCAUGGCCAUCCUCCCCACCUUCCAGUACGAGGACCCUAAUGUCCUGAUGAGCUUCAAGGAGAAUGUUUCUCAAGAAUAUAAUAUUAGUACAUCCUCUUCCUCUCUUGAUCAUGCAAAUAUCAUGCAGAUAUCUCCCAAUCAACCAGAUUUCAUAGAUGAUCAUUGCUGCGUUUGGACUACUACUCCUCUUGAGGAGGCCAUGUUUGUUGAUCAGGAAUCAAAGCAAAAUGGUGGAAGGCAAGGUCAGCAAGGAGAAGUACAGUGCAUGGGGGAAAAGGGGGAUCAGUUUAAUGAGGUAAUGAUCAAUGGAGAUGCAAGCUUUGAUCUUGAGCUCAUGGAAUCUGAAUUGAUGCCUUGUGGAUCGGUUUUUUGUGGUGAUAACUCCAUAGAGCAACUGCAAUGGGAAUGCUAGCUAGCUAGCUCCCUUUUAUGCAUGCACAGUUUUCUUCAGAAAUUGCCUCAAUAGUUAAGGUUUUAAUGAGGGAAUAUUGAACUGGCAAUGGCAGUUCAGAUUGAAUAAAUUUUCUUGUGUGAGUUUUAUUGAAGUGCAAUGUCCAGGUUUAUCUUCUAAGCCCUCCAGGCCGCCGGAAAGUCCGCCGUAAUGUUUCCGGCGAACAU